Messenger RNA from Urocitellus parryii (Arctic ground squirrel), 860 nucleotides. It is a transcript of the gene Dck, whose product is annotated as deoxycytidine kinase. Gene Ontology annotation, cellular component: mitochondrion; cytoplasm. NCBI's taxonomy places the organism in Eukaryota, Metazoa, Chordata, Mammalia, Rodentia, Sciuridae. Gene Ontology annotation, molecular function: ATP binding; deoxycytidine kinase activity. The record is from RefSeq and is a predicted model, not a curated record. Gene Ontology annotation, biological process: nucleobase-containing compound metabolic process.
CCCGAAGCAUUUGGGGCAGCCAAAGACCAAGAAUGGCCACCCCGCCCAAGAGAAACUGCCCAUCUCCCUCCACUAGCUCCGAGGGUACCCGCAUCAAGAAAAUCUCCAUCGAAGGGAACAUCGCUUCAGGGAAGUCAACAUUUGUGAAUAUCCUUAAACAAGUCUGUGAGGAUUGGGAAGUGGUUCCUGAACCUGUUGCCAGAUGGUGCAAUGUUCAUAGUACUCAAGAUGAAUUUGAGGAACUGACAACAUCUCAGAAAAGUGGUGGGAAUGUUCUUCAGAUGAUGUAUGAGAAGCCUGAACGAUGGUCUUUUACCUUUCAAUCAUAUGCCUGUCUCAGUCGGAUACGAGCUCAGCUUGCCUCUCUCAAUGGCAAGCUCAAAGAUGCAGAGAAACCUGUAUUGUUUUUUGAACGAUCUGUGUACAGUGACAGGUAUAUUUUUGCAUCUAAUUUGUAUGAAUCUGACUGCAUGAAUGAAACAGAGUGGGCAAUAUAUCAAGACUGGCAUGACUGGAUGAAUAACCAGUUUGGCCAAAGCCUUGAAUUGGAUGGAAUCAUUUAUCUUCGAGCUACUCCAGAGAAAUGCUUAAGUAGAAUAUAUUUACGAGGAAGAACUGAAGAGCAAGACAUUCCUCUUGAAUAUUUAGAGAAGCUUCAUUAUAAACAUGAAAAUUGGCUCCUGCAUAGAACACUGAAAACAAAUUUUGAUUAUCUACAAGAGGUGCCUAUCUUAACACUGGAUGUUAAUGAAGACUUUAAGGACAAACAUGAAAGUCUGGUUGAAAAGGUCAAAGAAUUUUUGAGUAGUCUGUGAUCUUGCCGAAGACUCGAGAUAGCCCAUUGUUUCCAAAUACUUCAG